UCAUAUCCGUCAGUGACCUAUUAUUACACAAUCUAGCCCAAAAAAUUCAACCACCCGUUUCAACCCAUGGGGGAAUGGCAGCACCUCCUAAACCCUGGGAAAUUGCAGGUGUGAACCAACAAAAUGCUGGAAAUAUUCCUGUAAAUAAUAUGUCAGGAUCACCUUUGAAUUCUGGUGCAGGAGGAGGCCUACCACCAUGCUGUCAGCCAUCAGCGGCAGCUGGCUCUGGACCACCACCUCCUGUCCCCACUCGUCCAUCACAACAGUCAAAUUAUAGCAGAUUCUCUUCACCAUAUGGUUAUUCUAGUCCUUACAGCAGUAUGGGGAUGUAUGGUGGUGGUGGUAUGUAUGGUGGUGGGUAUGGAGGAAUGAGUAGUCCAUAUUCUGGUGGUGGUAUGUAUGGUGGAGGGUAUGGAGGACAGUAUGGAUCAUAUGGUAACGGAGAGUACAAUGGAUUCGCCAGACAAGCUGAGGAGAAUUCUCGGCAAGCAUUUCAGUCUGUAGAGAGUAUUGUAAAUGCCUUCACAUCAGUUAGUAUGAUGUUAGAUUCUACGUUUCAAGCUGUGUAUAAUUCAUUCCGUGCUGUCAUUGGUGUAGCAGAUAAUUUCUCAAGAUUAAAACAUCAGUUAUCUUCUGUAUUUUCUGCUUUUGCACUUUUCAAAUUCCUCAGAUAUAUAUACAGAAAGGUUUUGGUUUUGUUACGACUGCGACCAAAUAUGGAGACUGAUGAAGCAUGGAGUCAGGCAGCAGCAUCAGCAAUUCCAUCUGUGGCAGGAGAAGGAGACAGUCCAAAGAAGAGUACCUGGCCUAUAAUGAUGUUCCUUGCCAUUAUCAUGGGUGGUCCAUACCUGAUUUGGAGAUUGAUUUCAAGUGUAACACAAACACCAGGCAAGCAAUGGAUGACAGGAGAAGAUGACCAUUUUGUUGCCACAGCACAGUAUGACUAUAAAGCAGAAAAUGAAGGAGAAUUAUCAUUUUCUGUAGGUCAAGAAAUCAAAGUGGCUCCAAAAGAAAUACAGCCAAGAAUUAAGGGCUGGCUUCUUGCAAGUGUUGAUGGACAAAAAACAGGAAUUAUUCCUGGAAAUUAUGUGAAAGUUUUAGGAAAAAGACAAGGCACCAGAAAGGUAAAUCAGGUUGCCAUCGAAGCAGUACAAAAUACUGUCACAAAAAGUUGUUGCAGUAAAGAAAACACUACUCCCAAAAGUUGCUGCGAUAAAUCACAAAAUCCAUCAUUAAAUUGUGUAAAUGACAACCUUGAGAAUGUUUCAACAGAGAACCCACCAAUAGAUAGUAACGAUAAUCAAGUGCUGGAUAAUGCUUUUGGUAAUGUGGACAGUACUUCUGAAAUGGAAGCAUAUGACAUAGUUGACAAGUGUCAAGAUUAAUUCAGUAAAAAUGUUUUGUAUAUUCAGAUUUCUGUGAUUAUUUAUAUAUAGUGAUUUUAAUGAUUAAUUUUGUCAUGAAAUACUGUCUUUUUUACUAGAUACAAUUGACAUAUUUUCAAUGUAAAUUUAUAAAUCUUCUUUGUGCUGAUACCUGCAAGUUAUUUAAAUUCAUUAUACCCCCGCUGUUUUACCUCUGUCUGGCUGUCCGUCCGUCCGUCCGUCCGUCCCAUGAAUAUUUUCGUUGCAUCUUUCUCAGGAACUACAUUACAAAGAUUUCUGAAAUUUGGUUUCAGGGUUCAUAUAAGUCAGCUAUACUGUGUGAUGCGUAUUCAGAUUCAUCACUCAACAACUUCCUGUUUACCGAACACUUGUAUCAUUUUACACAUGAUAGCCAAGAUGAAAAUUUUCGUCACACUUUUCUUAGGAACUACAAUACAAGGAUUUCUGAAAUUUGGUUUCAGGGUUUAUAUAAGUCAUCUAUACCGUGUGAUGCGUUUUCAGAUUCAUCACUCAACAACUUCCUGUUUACCGAAAUAUUUGGGCGGGGGUCUCAUCAGUGAGCAGUAGCUCGCAGUUUCACUUGUUAAUGAUAUUGUUUCUGUCAUUCACAAGCUCCUAGAUUAUCACCCUCUACAGUGAAAUCCCUUGAGGGACUGAAUAUCAUAUUAGGCUAAUUUACUAGCUGAAUGAGCUGAUAGCAAAUUAACUUCUGUAAUACAUUAUGUCAGUAUUUGCAGGAACCAUAUUAGUUCUGAUGAAAAAUUUGCUUUGCUUUUAUUUUAUUAUUCUUCAAUGCAACAAUAAGUACUCAUAUCUAAUAUAUAUAAUAUCUUUGCAAGUUUGAUUGUUUCUUUAUCAGGCAGCCUUGGAAGAGUUGGAAUAAAGAUGUGAGCUCCUUUGAUCCAUAUUAGCAAAUCCUAUCUAGGUAUUGGAAACCUAAGAUUAAUGUGAUCAAAUAUUGAAAUAAAAUGAGCAUAAUUCCCUUUCUGUAGGAGAGUCUGUUCAUGUCUGGUUACUUUAUAGCUCACCUGGCCCAAUGGGCCAAGUGAGCUUUUCUCAUCACUUUAAUUUAACUUGGCCUCAAUCAUUAUUAGGGUAUCUUAUACUAUUUAUUAUGAUUUUAAUCUUAUUUUACAUGAUUUCCAAAACCACAGUAGAUACAGGUGAGCGACACAGGCUCUUGAGAGCCUGUAGUUUGUUAAAUAGUGUAGAAGGAAUUGCAGAUUAGUAUUUGUGAUGAAGAAGCCAGAAGACACAAGAUUACAUAUACUGAUACCAAUAGUUUGACUGUUAAAUUAAAUGAAAUUAAUGGUUUGAUAUAAAUGAUUAUUUGGAUGGAAAUGUUAUAUUAACAGUGUCAUUAUCAACAUGUUUUACAUGUACUAUGCAGAUUUGAUUGAACACAAUAAAGUAUAUAUUUAUUAACAAAACUAAUUUAUACACCAAUAGAUUUAUCCACAGAGAAUAUUAUUAUAAUGACAGCAGAAUAGGUAAAAAUGACAUGUUAAUUAUAUAUAUACAAUAAAUGUACAUUGUUGGAUAUAUAUCAUUGAUUUGUUCAAGUUCUAGAAACUAGAGGAAAAACUAUGCUCACAGAGCUUUUCUCCUGUUUUUGUAUUGAUUACAAAUACAUUUGAUAUUAUUUUAUGACAAUGUA
Messenger RNA from Mytilus californianus (California mussel), 3042 nucleotides. Its product is annotated as probable peroxisomal membrane protein PEX13. The coding region runs from base 75 to 1385 and encodes 436 amino acids. Gene Ontology annotation, cellular component: peroxisomal membrane; peroxisome; peroxisomal importomer complex. Gene Ontology annotation, molecular function: protein binding. The record is from RefSeq and is a predicted model, not a curated record. The transcript is spliced from 4 exons. Gene Ontology annotation, biological process: protein import into peroxisome matrix, docking. NCBI's taxonomy places the organism in Eukaryota, Metazoa, Mollusca, Bivalvia, Mytilida, Mytilidae.